GGGAAGAUGGGGAACAGCCAGAGUGGCUCGGGCCGGGGUUUCCGCUCCCAGUUCCUCCCUCCGGAGCAGGCGGAGGUUGACCAGCUGUUUGAGUCACUGGCAUCUGAUCAGAGCAGCCCGCACACCACGCCCAGGUCCUUCUCCCUGCAGGCUCUGAAGAGCCAUGUCGGGGAUGCGCUUCCCCCCACCAUGGUUACCAGGCUGUACAAUGGCAUGCGGGCGGCUGGUGUGACGGGCACGGCCAAGGGGCCCAGCGAGGCCGUCUCCCAGGACCAGUUCACAGUGGCCAUGUCCCACCUGGUCAAGGGCAGCGCCCAGGAGAAGAGUCUCAUCAUCCUCAAGAUGGUCUCGGCCGAGGACGGCCCCGUGAAGGCCAGAGAAGUCCAGCAGUUCACAGAGGAGCUGGUGGCCGCUGUGGUGCACGUGCUGGACCACAGACAGGAGCUGAGAGCCUGGCCGAGGAAGGAUGCGGCGGGCACCCCCUCCAGAGUGCAGGUGAUGGCUGCACAGCUGCUGUCCGAGAUGAAGCUACCAGAUGGCAAGAAGCUGCUGGAGCCGGAGCAGCUGGACUGUGCCUGUGACCAGGCUGUGAUCGAGGACUGGGUGUUCCGGGCCCACCACGUGGCCACCUUUCUGGGUGUGCUCGUCCACCACGGCCUCUGCCUCUUGCGUUCGUCCCUGAGUCUGGCCAGCCUGAUCCCGGAGCGCCACUCUGACCAAGGCCGGGAGUUUGUGAGCAUCCUGGACGUGUUGGCGGUCAUCUACCUCAACUCCCACCUGCCCAGGGAGCAGCGGGCCAGGUGGCGUCUGCUCUUCUCCUCUGACCUUCACGGCAACAGUUUCUCCCAGCUCUGCGGCCGCAUUACCCACCGCGGGCCCUGUGUGGUCAUCCUCGAAGACCUUGACGGCCACGUGUUUGGUGGCUUUGCGUCCUGCUCCUGGGAGGUCAAGCCCCAGUUUCAAGGGGACAACACAUGCUUCCUCUUCUCUAUAUCCCCCCGCAUGGCCGUCUACACGUGCACUGGCUAUAAUGACCACUUCAUGUACCUGAACCACGGACAGCAGACCAUCCCAAAUGGACUGGGCAUGGGCGGCCAGCAUGGCUACUUUGGGCUGUGGAUCGACAUGGACUUCGGGAAGGGCCACAGCAAAGCCAAGCCCGCCUGCACCACCUACAACAGCCCGCAGCUGUCGGCCCAGGAAGACUUCCGCUUCCACAGGAUGGAGGUGUGGGCUGUCGGGGACUUUGUGCCCCAGCAGGCCAACACCAAGAGCAUCCUGGACUCAGACCCCGAGGCCAAGGCCCUGCUGGAGAUCACUGGGCGCAGCCGGCACAGCGAGGGGCUGCGGGAGGUGCCUGACGCCUCCGACCCCAGACCUCGAGCGGCAUGGGACCUUAACUGUAACUUAGCCAAGGCUUUGCCCAUGUGCCUGACAGAGGCCUGGGCCCACAGCCUCUUCUCCAAACCACCCCCCAGCCCUGCCCUGCUCUGCGCUGGCCGCUGA
This is a messenger RNA of Elephantulus edwardii (Cape elephant shrew), 1506 nucleotides long. RefSeq names its product TBC/LysM-associated domain containing 1 (gene MEAK7). The transcript has 8 exons. Gene Ontology annotation, biological process: TOR signaling. NCBI's taxonomy places the organism in Eukaryota, Metazoa, Chordata, Mammalia, Macroscelidea, Macroscelididae. The record is from RefSeq and is a predicted model, not a curated record. Bases 7 to 1506 code for a protein of 499 amino acids.